Molecule: messenger RNA, 1069 nt
Organism: Dioscorea cayenensis subsp. rotundata (Guinea yam)
Lineage: Eukaryota; Viridiplantae; Streptophyta; Magnoliopsida; Dioscoreales; Dioscoreaceae
Product: ethylene-responsive transcription factor 11-like
Exons: 1
Coding region: 222-815 (197 amino acids)
Biological process (GO): regulation of DNA-templated transcription
Molecular function (GO): DNA binding; DNA-binding transcription factor activity
Source: RefSeq, a predicted model, not a curated record
UCUCUCUCUCUAUCUCUGUUGUUUGCCGCUCCACCCGCAACUUCCUUUUGGUUCCCUCUUUCUCUCUCUAAAUCUCUUGGUCUAUAUAUAUCCCCACUUCUCCCCCAACCUUUCUCACUGCUUUCCUCUCAUCAUCAACAACAACAAUAAGAAGGGAAGAAGAGUAGAAGAGAAGAUCCAGGUGGUACUACUCCUCUCUCUCUCUCUCUCUGUCUUCAUUCAUGGCUCCCAAAGAGAAGAAGCCCCGUGCUUUUGUCAAAGCUCCGGCCAUCAACGACAAGGAACCGCACUACAGAGGCGUCAGGAAGAGGCCCUGGGGAAGAUACGCGGCGGAGAUACGCGACCCUGUGAAGAAGAGCCGUGUCUGGCUCGGUACCUUCGACACCGCCGAAGCUGCGGCGAGGGCUUACGACGCUGCCGCCCGUGACUUCCGUGGUUCCAAAGCCAAGACCAACUUCCCAUCCCUUGAUUCCCGUCCUGGUAGUCCUAGUAGCACCGUUGAGUCCUCCAGCCGCGAUCCUUCCGCCACUCCUCCCGCGCUUGAUCUCGGCCUUGAUCUCCUUCACCGAAGCUUUCGGUUCCCCUUCCAGCCUUACACGCCCGCCUCCGGCAUCCACCCCAUGUUCCUCUUCGAUCCUAAUCGGCACCGCUUUGCCGUCGAUCCGUCCAUGGGAUUGAGGGAUCCUCACGGUCCGGCCCAAAGCGACUCGGAUUCAUCCUCCAUCGUCGAUUUGCACCACCAGCUGUCACCACCGCCGAGGAAGAUGGUCUUGGAUCUGGAUUUGAAUCUCCCCCCUCCUCUGGACAUCCUUUGAUCUCUGAUUAGGGUUUCCAAUCUUCUCUAAUCUUUUAGUUGUUUUGCUGUGUUUUUUUUUUAAAAAAAAUCUUAAACUUCUUUUUAAAUUAUUAAAAUCUUGCUUGGAAAAAAGUAUAUGAUAUGUAAAUACUAGAGCUUCACUUUUUUGCGCCGAGAAAAAAACUUGGAAUAAAUACUCGCAAGUUUUUCUCAGUGUUAUAUGUAGCUCAAUAUUAUUAUUAUUAUUAUUAUUAUUAGUUUUUCCUUUGUUAA